AUGCAGCAAAACUGUGUCUGGACUAUCAGAGUUUCUGUGCUGCUGCUGUUGCUUUGGCCGGACCCCCUAGACUGCCAACACACAACAGACCACAGGAAGGUUCCUCAGAGGGCAGAGCCCCAACAGGAGUUCAGGGCAGAGCAUGGAGAAAUUCAGGGCUCCUGGGGCUCCUGGGGUUCCUGGGGUCCCUGGUCAACCUGUUCCCGGACCUGUGGAGGAGGAGUACAAGAGCAGAGCAGGCACUGCCUACCUGUUUACACUCCACCUCAAUACCCUUCUGUAAGAGCAGGCAUUCACCACCACCAGCCUGGCCAUGUCAUUUCAGCCCUGCGGCCCACAGUUCCUCUGCACCGUGACACAGUCAGGUCCUCCAACAGCAGCAGCAGCCGUGGAGAGCUGGGGAGAACCAGGCCUGGUGGACGCAGGAGGGUCAGUCACAUCAGUCCAGGGAGGUACGGCUAUGGGAGAGCACCUUAUGUUGCUCCGUUGCAGACGGAGGCGGACCAGAGCUCUGGGAUGACUCGCCCCCACAGACAGAGACGCUCUGCUGCGGCAGAUGCCCAUCAACUCACUGCUGGAGGCCACGGUGGCCACAGGUCAAACAACCUGGAUCCCUCCAACAACCUCCGCCACUACAGCCGACCCUACAUGCAGCCCAUAAAUAACCAAAUCUGGGCCCCCCUCUACCAGCCUGGCUCAGCCCACCAGACUGAGGUACAGCAGGAGGUACCAUCAGGUGGCCAGACCUCUGGACCUCAGCAGCACCAAGAGAGACCAUACAACCCCCUGCCCACUUCCCACUGUACAGGAGAGCAGGCUCACUACCAAGUCUGCAACAGUAAUGCCUGUCCUCCAUUCAGCAGACACAUCAGGGCUGUUCAGUGUUCUUCAUACAACAACCAGCCUUUCAUGGGCAGACUGUACGAGUGGGAGCCUUUCAAUGAGGUUAGUGAAGAUCAGCACUGUGAACUCAACUGCCGGGCCGUAGGCUUCAGGUUCUACGUGCGACAGUCAGAAAAGGUGAUCGAUGGGACGCCCUGCGGACAGAACGAUACCUCUCUCUGUGUGGUGGGAAAGUGUACGAGUCUAGGCUGCGAUGAGUAUCUUGGAUCAGGAAAGGUGAUGGACAAGUGCGGCGUGUGUGGAGGCGAUAACACAACCUGCAGGCUGGUCUCCGGAGUCUUCAAACACACUCUGUCCAAGAUCGGCUACCACAAGAUAGUGGAGAUCCCAGAGGGAGCCACCAGGAUCAACGUCACAGAGAUGGUGAAGAGCCGAAACUACCUAGCUCUCCGAAGCCGAUCGGGACGAUCCAUCAUUAAUGGAAACUGGGCUAUUGACCGGCCAGGGAAGUAUGAGGGAGGGGGGACCAUGUUCACUUACCGCAGGCCCAAUGAAAUCCGUAGUACAGCCGGGGAGUCCUUACUUGCUGAAGGGCCCACCAAUGAGAUCCUGGAUGUUUAUAUGAUCUUCCAGCAGCCAAACCCUGGUGUUCACUACGAGUACAUUCUGCCUUCUGAGAAUCCAGUCCACCCUCAGCAACCAAACCACAGACCAGAAGGGAAUGCUGUGAAUGGACAGAGUGGAUCCGACCAUCACAGCAAUCCGCACCAGGAAAACUUCAACCCAGCAGGUGAGGGGAGGUACCCUCCUCCUCUCCCCGACAACCAGGUACCUGUCGUUGAGCCACCCAGACGUGAGAGAGAGUACAACUGGAAACUGGCUGGUGCUACAGAGUGCAGUGCCUCCUGUGGUAAAGGUUUCAGACACUCCAUCUUUCAUUGCGUCCACCGGCUGAACCAUGUCCAGGUUUCAGAUACUUUGUGUGACAGCAGCACCAGACCAACUCCACAGGAGGAGCCCUGCAACCUGCAGCCCUGCCCGGCAUUCUGGGAUAUUGGAGAGUGGUCAGAAUGCAGUAAGACCUGUGGCCUGGGGAUGCAGCACCGGCAGGUACUGUGUCGCCAGGUUUAUGCAAACCGCACCCUCAAUGUUCACACAAGUCGCUGCCAACACCUGGAGCGGCCCGAAACCGCCAGUACCUGCCAGCUGAAGAUCUGCAGUGAGUGGCAGAUCCGCUCCGAGUGGACCGCAUGCUCGGUGCCAUGUGGGCUGGGUCAAAGGUCACGGGAUGUUCACUGUGUCAGCAAUGUGGGUGACGUUGUUCUUGAUGAGGAGUGCAACAUGAAUCUGCGGCCCAUUGACGUAGAGAACUGUGACAUGGGACCCUGUGCGAAGAGCUGGUUCUACACUGAGUGGGGCAAUAGGUGCUCUGCUGAGUGUGGGAUGGGUGUACGGACCCGAGGAAUCCUCUGCUUGACCAACCACAUCGGCAGCCUUCCUCUGGAGGGGUGUGGCAACGAGCGGCCUGCAGACUCUCAGGUCUGCAACAACGGCCCCUGUGAGAAUCGCAUUGAGUGGUACACAGGCCCCUGGAACCAGUGUUCUGCAGAGUGCGGCGCAGGCAGCCAGCAGAGGUCGGUGGUGUGUCUGAUGAAAUCAGAAUCAGAGGAAGGAUUCACAGUCAUGCCACCAUAUGAGUGUUCGUCCCUGGACCGGCCCCUCAGUCAGCAGAGCUGCAACCUCAAGGCCUGUGGAGCAAAGUGGUACCACACUGACUGGAGUGCUUGUUCAAAAACAUGUGAAGGAGGUUUCCGUGUACGGGAGGUGCGCUGCCUGUCUGAUGACAUGCUUUCCAGUGAGGACUGUGACGAGAAGAUGAAACUAACAGAGAAGGAAGACUGCAACCCGGAGCCUUGCAUACCUCACAUAGAUGAGAACUGCAGAGACAAGUACUUCAACUGCAAUGUAGUGGUCCAGGCUCGCCUCUGUGUGUACGAUUACUACAAGACUACAUGCUGCGCUUCAUGUUCGCGAGUGGCCCACAGACAGCCGAUCCAUCGGGCCCGCAGCUAA
Scomber japonicus (chub mackerel) is the source of this 2916-nucleotide messenger RNA. Its product is annotated as thrombospondin type-1 domain-containing protein 4-like. Gene Ontology annotation, biological process: extracellular matrix organization. Bases 1 to 2916 code for a protein of 971 amino acids. The transcript has 17 exons. Gene Ontology annotation, cellular component: extracellular matrix. Gene Ontology annotation, molecular function: metalloendopeptidase activity. The record is from RefSeq and is a predicted model, not a curated record. Lineage: Eukaryota; Metazoa; Chordata; Actinopteri; Scombriformes; Scombridae.